Molecule: messenger RNA, 1695 nt
Organism: Ixodes scapularis (black-legged tick)
Lineage: Eukaryota; Metazoa; Arthropoda; Arachnida; Ixodida; Ixodidae
Exons: 2
Coding region: 1-1695 (564 amino acids)
Molecular function (GO): zinc ion binding; nucleic acid binding
Source: RefSeq, a predicted model, not a curated record
AUGGAACGACUCAAGGGGAAACGAACUGCACUGCGAACACAAGUGACCAAUCUCCUUUCUGAAAUUGAUUCGUACAUCGAAAGCAACGAGAAAAACGAAAAGAACCUCAGCAUCUCCUCCGCAAGGCUUGGCGCCCUCCAAGCACAACUGAACGAGGUGGACGCCGCCAUCGAGCCACUAGUGCCGGAAGGAGAAGCCGAGCAGAACUUUGUGCGAACAAUUGAAUACAAUGAUCGGGUCGUCACCUGCAUUGCAACACUUCAAGAAGAGUUGAAGGAAGUCCGAGCAGGUGCACCACGAAAUUUGGAUUCAUCGCCGAUGAACAACAACGGAAACGCGACAACGACUGCCUGCCGAGUGAAGCUCCCGAAGCUCGAGCUACACAAGUUCGACGACAAAAGCAUCUCUUGGCAAGAGUUCUGGGAGCAGUUCGAGCAAGUAAUACACACCAACGACCAGCCAACGACUUUGGACAAGUUCGGGUACCUCAGGGCUGCGGUGACCGGAGAAGCGUCAGGUGACAUCAGGGGUUUGCCUCCCACAUCACGGUGCUACGAGGACGCCGUGCUUCUGCUGAAGAAACGCUUCGGAAAUGAGGACGUCCUCGUUCAAACACACAUGCGGAAGCUCCUAGAUCUACAACCACAUGCACUGCCAAAGGAAAUUCUGCUGGAUUUUAACAGAACGAUCGUGAAGGAGCAGGCAUCGGACGUGUCGACGCUGGACGCUUCAGCCGGAGGGAUGUCCACCAGAUCCGAGGACUCUCAGGAACGACCGACGGAGACAAGCACCACUGAACGAGGUAUCGUGACACUAUUCUCACGACUGCUUGCCUUUUUGAGAGUUGAAGUCCAGAUCCGCGAGAACCUAGCUGCACAACAAGCUAUGGACACGAGGCAACAGCCGCGUGGAUUCAGUUCAGAGAAGAAAAACGAGAAAAAGAGAAGUCCCAGAGAACGCUACCAAUCCUCCGCAGCAUUACUGCAUCAAUCAACGAAACUUAAUAGCUGUUUCUUCUGCAACGAAAAAAACCACGCGACAGCUGCCUGCCCUGCUGACAUUUCAAUCGAAGAGAAGAAAAGACUGCUGCGCUUGGAGAGACGAUGCUUCCGUUGCACGAAACCCAAUCACCGCUCGAAUGAAUGCAGAAGCAGCAUGCAAUGCACGAAGUGUUCGAGACGGCAUGCGACAACGAUAUGCGACCCAGACUACACGCCAACCAAGGUAGAAGCAAACCAAAACGCGAUAACGAGCGCUCCAGUGAAUCUGGAAUCUGACACAAGCGGAGCUGCCGGGCCAGCUGUCCUCCUCCAGACUGCAAGGAUCUGGUGUGCAGGAGAAACCAACGGGAUGUUCGUCCGAGCUCUCUUCGACGGAGGGAGCCAACGUUCGUUCAUUACAAAGAACGCGUCCAAACGUCUCGAGUGCAAGACCUUGGGACAGGAGACACUGACCGUCGGAGUAUUCGGCGGACAUCAAUCAGAACGAGUAUUUAACAGGGUACUGGUUUCAUUAACGGCACAAAACGGCAAGAUACAUAAACUUGAAGUUCUUGAAACGGACGUGAUAUGCGAUCAGAAGAUUCCUAUCCCCGAACCCAACCUGAAGAAACUACUCGGGCAAUUGAAGAUGGCCGACUCGACUAAAAACAAGCAACGUGGUGAUAUUGACCUUCUCAUCGGCUCAGAGCACUAG